Molecule: messenger RNA, 1168 nt
Organism: Scaptodrosophila lebanonensis
Lineage: Eukaryota; Metazoa; Arthropoda; Insecta; Diptera; Drosophilidae
Gene: Snup
Product: snurportin-1
Exons: 1
Coding region: 48-1136 (362 amino acids)
Biological process (GO): snRNA import into nucleus
Cellular component (GO): nucleus; cytoplasm
Source: RefSeq, a predicted model, not a curated record
AAACGUUUAAAAGUACCUGAUUUGUUAAGAUAAUAUACCUUUAUGUUAUGAUGCAUCAUAAGGAUCUUUAUAAAAAGGGUGUGGAUAUUGGUGUGCAGCAACAACUGCGGCAACAACAGUUGCUAAAUGAACAAAGACAACGCCGCCUAAAUUCACAAGAUGAGAGCCGGCAUUUAGAAGCUCUGACUACGGAGCCCGAACAAGGCGAAGAACAACAGCAACAACAACAACUGCCCAAGGCGAGGAAGCAACAAAACAAGAAUCAAAAGGGGCAACAACACUUUCGACUGCAGCAGUCGGAAUGGCUGCGUCAGCGACCAAAGAACCUCAGCGAUUGGCUCCUUGUGCCUUGUCCAAGCGGUAAACGUUGCUUGGUAGUGGCUGCCAAUGGACGGACGAAGGUGUACAAUAAGGCAGGCCGGCAAAUUAUGCAGAUCCGCACCCUUCUGCCGGGCGAUGGGCACGUGCAAAAGUGCAAGACCGUGUUAGAUUGCGUGUACGUGCCGGAUUUAAACUGUUUCUAUGUGCUGGACGCGCUCACUUUUGGUCAGCAACAGUUGUUGGAGUGCGAAGCAAGUUUUCGCUUUUAUUGGCUGCAGGCGCGCUUCGAGGAACACCCUGAAUUGACAGAGCGCAGUAAGCGAAAUGAGAAAGCCUUCCAACUACUCAACUACUACGACUUUGAGAAUGCACCGGUAGUGGAGGAAGCGCUGCAACGCUAUCCACUUUGGCUGGAGGAUAAGCCACGUCUGGAUGGUCUGCUCUUUUACCAUAAGGAUGCAAGUUACACUUGCGGCACCACGCCUUUGGUUUGCUGGCUUUUUGCCUUCAUGCUGCCUGAUGUGCUUGGAAUGCCUAUUAAUGCGGGCUACGAGGCUCCUGAAGAUUAUGAUGGAGCAGCUGCGCUGGCAUACAUGGAUGAGUUCGAUAGAAAAUUGCUGGAGCAGAGGAAGCUGAUGAAAAUGCGAGCAAAAGCUGCAAAAACAGCGGCUACUGAGGAAGUAUACAAUGAAAUGGAUGUUGCGGAUCCAGAGGGAGACGAAGAUUUUGAGAGCUUACAAAUAUUGUUGGACCACGACCGUCGCUUGGAGUUAGGCGAACUGGAUAUGGAAUGUGAAGUGGCGGCAACCUGCUAAGUUGCCGCCACAUUAGUGAUACUGAAGGUGGG